AUGAGCCGCAUCAACGGCAAGGACCCCGACGCCCCGCCCGCCAACGACCUCGCGCGGCCCGUGGCCGACCUCAAGGCGGCGCUGGAGAGGGUGUCCGCCACCAUGGCCGCGUCGGGGAUGGACAUCGGAGCGUCGCCGGCGGCCUCGGGCCCCGCCGCAGCCGCGUCCCACAACGCCGAGAUCCUCGCCUUCCCGCCGAACGACCCCAUGCUGGACGGGCCUCCCUACGUGCUGGCACCGACGGCGGAGACCCCUCUGGCGCUGGGCUCCGCGCCGAGCCACAGCUACAGCCAGGGCCUGGGCGCGCCGCCGCCGAUCCAGGCGCCGCCACUGAGCAAGGACGAGCUGGCCGCCGUGUACCAGGCCGUGGCGGACAAGGGCGUGCAGCUGGACCUCGCCGCCGUCAAGGGCGGCUUCAUCCCCGGCGCGCCCGGCCAGCCCGCGCCGCUCAGCCAGGUGCCCGUGGGCGCCGACCAGUCCGGCUACUACUACUACUUCUUCCCCAUCCGCGACCUGGCCGACAAGAACCCGCAGAACGCCCUGCAGUCCCCGCAGCAGUUGCAGGCGCAGCAGCAGCUGCAGCAGCUCAACGCGGGGCCCUCGGGAGGGGGCGAGAUCGACAAGGAGACCGCCAUGGGCAUCAUGGCGUCGCUGGCCGGGGACCCCAGCGCCCUGAUGCAGGGCAACGACGGCAACAAGUCGGUGGAGCCCCUCUUCAUGGCCAUGUCGGGGUUCAUCGGCAUGACCCUCAUGUUCGUCAUGUCGGUGCUGUUCCUGCCCAAGUGGGGGGCGCUGCGGUCGCGCGGCGUGACGGCGCUCAAGCACGCCCCGGACGAGCUGGCCUCCCUCACCAAGCUGGUCGUCCAGUCCAUCGAGGGCAAGGACUGCAGCGAGCGCAUCGCCUGCGAGGUGGGCCGCGCCGUCAGGACCAUGCACCUGGGCAACAAGCCGCUCAAGGUGCUGGAGAUCAUCCUGCCGCCGCACCUCAGCAAGCAGAUCAGCCACAUCCGGAAGGCGGUGAAGAAGGCCGAGAAGUGCAACUUCAUCCCGUGCAAGUACCCGGCCUGGUACUCGGCCAGCACGGCCAAGCCUCCCUUCACCAUCACCAAGCCCACCAUCUUCAAGCCCACCGUCUUCAAGCCCACCGUGUUCAAGCCCACCGUCUUCAAGCCCAGCAUCUUCAAGCCCGGAAUCUUGAAGCCGCUCAUCGACAAGCUGCCCACCAAGCUGCAGCCCUCCGCCACGUCGCCCAGGCCCAUCGAUGCCCGCAGCACGCCGCGGUCCAGGCCCUUGCCGCAAGUCAAGCUCAUCCUCAGCAAGAACAACGAAAGGCCCAACAACAAUAACAACAACAACGUCAACAAAAGGAAGGGCCCCAAAGCUGGCGCCCCCACCGCGCACCCAGCCAGGGACAGGAGUGCAUCCCCGCUGGAUGAGGAGGUUGCUCCCACCGCCGCCGAAGUCUGAAAAGUUCCCAAAGAAGACGCGUCGCGUCGCCGAACUGCAAUCAUUAAUUUAUUUGAUUAGUACUUUAAGACGUAGUCAUAGAGUGGUUGUGUAGGUCACGUGGAUUAACCAGCUGGCUUGUUUUUUCUUGUGUCAGUGUUCCUGAGCCCAUGGCGCUGCACGGGAUACUGACAUUGACUUCUGAACAGGCCACCUGGUUGAUGGGCCCUAGCGGUGCUUAAAACUCGCGCUGGAGGCUGGAUAACCUUCCAUUUUGGAGGAGAAAGAGUGAAUGUAAUUUAUUUUUGCGUGCUUGUUUUGUGGAAUGCUUGUGAAACUCCGAAGUGGGAUUGUUAUACGAAUAAAUCCGUCCGUAUGAA
Molecule: messenger RNA, 1826 nt
Organism: Thrips palmi
Lineage: Eukaryota; Metazoa; Arthropoda; Insecta; Thysanoptera; Thripidae
Exons: 6
Coding region: 1-1467 (488 amino acids)
Source: RefSeq, a predicted model, not a curated record